Molecule: messenger RNA, 1313 nt
Organism: Anoplopoma fimbria (sablefish)
Lineage: Eukaryota; Metazoa; Chordata; Actinopteri; Perciformes; Anoplopomatidae
Gene: gpr68
Product: ovarian cancer G-protein coupled receptor 1
Exons: 6
Coding region: 1-1287 (428 amino acids)
Biological process (GO): cellular response to pH; G protein-coupled receptor signaling pathway
Cellular component (GO): membrane
Molecular function (GO): G protein-coupled receptor activity
Source: RefSeq, a predicted model, not a curated record
AUGGUGAACACCAUGUCUGAGGACUUGAUGAACUGCACCAUCAGGCAUGAGAUCCACCAGUACCUCUUCUCCUGUGUGUAUAUACUUGUACUAUUGGUUGGCGUUCCCUCCAACCUGUACUCUUUGUACCACGCUGCUCUGCAGCUGAAGCAGAAGAAUGAGCUGGGAGUUUAUUUAAUGAACCUCACCGUGUCUGAUCUGUUGUACCUGGCAUCGUUACCACUGUGGCUACAGUACUUCUUUCAGGAUGAUGACUGGAGUCACAGAGAGUGGUUGUGUCAGCUCUGUGGCUUCCUGCUCUAUGAAAACAUUUACAUCAGCAUUGGUUUCCUGUGCUGUAUCAGCCUGGAUCGCUACCUGGCUGUGGUCCACCCAUUAAGGUUCACCUCUCUCCGCUCUAUGAGUGCAGCGUGGAUUGUUAGUGCCAUCAUCUGGCUGAAAGAGAUUGCCGUCGGUGUGGUUUUCUUCCGCCAUAAAGAACUGAGCAGAAACCGCCAGAACCAAACGGUGUGCUUUGAGCACUACCCCAUGCAGCCGUGGGAGUAUCCGAUCAACUAUUACCGCUUCACCAUUGGCUUCAUGUUCCCGCUGGCUAUUCUAUCGAUCAGCUACCUGUGUGUUCUGCGUGCCGUGGGUCGGAGUGCUGGGACACAGCCGGACCAGAAGACGAGGAUCAGGCAGUUGGUCAGCAGCACCGUCCUCAUCUUCCUUGUCUGCUUCUCCCCCUACCACGUCUUCCUGUUAGUACGCACCCUGCUGGAGCGGGACUGCAACUUUAUCGCAGGAAUAUUUAACUACUACCACCUGUCAUUGUUGCUGACCACCCUGAAUUGCGUGGCCGACCCCGCUCUCUACUGCUUCGUAAGCGAAAGUGCCCGCCGCGGCCUGUACAGAGCCUUAUUCAGGCCUGUCGCUAGGAUACUAUGCUGCUGCUGUCGCCGUGGCAACGCCAAUCCCGCCAACCCGGGCACCGAUUCCCAUGAGGUCGCCACCGACGAGAACAACGGCCAUCCCACCGUGAUGCUGCUCACGCACACCAGCACCCACAACAACUUAACAACAGACACUCCUGGCAAAAAAACUAUUUUAAUCACACAGACUGAUGAAAAAACUAUCAUACCCUUAAUUGUACAGAAUAAUGGACACUCUGACAAAUGUGUGGACAUCGAUGGAAAAGCCAGCUGUGUUAUAGGCAUGGAAGAGCAGAGCCAAGAUACAGGGAGGACUGAAGAGACUGACGUGAACCCCAGCUUAAACCAUCCAGUGAGCAGUCACGGACCAUGCUAGGCCUCAGAGCAGUGGGAUUAAGACAA